This is a messenger RNA of Durio zibethinus, 3632 nucleotides long. Lineage: Eukaryota; Viridiplantae; Streptophyta; Magnoliopsida; Malvales; Malvaceae. The record is from RefSeq and is a predicted model, not a curated record.
UCUAAGCAUGCUAUUACAUAUUAUAAUUAUGAUAGCAAAAUACCAGAUGAUGUAUAACCCAACGCAUCUUUGAUCAGCGAAUUCCUUCGUAAUACAUGCGAUCAUGGCGACGCUUUCAUCCGCAUGCAAGCCAAAUACGAAGGAUUGUGGGGAUUUUCAGAGUCGGAGAUAGAUGUGGCUCGACAGCUGAUUAGACUUUGUAGCGACAACGAUAACAUUGACGAAAAAACUUUGGAUUGGAAUUGGAAAAAUAUGACAAAUGAUGGAAGAAUGGAGUAGGAGCCCUGACAACACAGCCCAUUUAUGGCCAUUAUGGGAAGUUUGGUAAAACCCAACUGAAUGCAGCCCAAAAAAGUACAGACCAAGCCCAUAUUUUUCCCGCCAAACUCAGAUGCCUUCCCGCCAUACGUAUACUUAUCAUCUCACUUUUGCCGCCAAACCCCUUCCAUUUCUCUCUCUCUCUCUCUCACACAGUUUCUGGCUGAGGAUUUACCAAUGGCAGAAUCAAAGGAAAUCUGGAAGAAGCGGAAGGGACCAUCCAUUCCGACAACCCGUUCCUUAAUGGGAAACUUCACUCGUAGCAAAUCCCAGACCCAUCUUCACCGCAACCAGUCAAGCCAAUCCCGACCCGACUCCAUCCGCGGCAGCAACCACCAAGAUCUGCAACCCUUUGUCAAAAAACCAAAAAAUAGCUCACCAGCUGAAGAUUCAUCGGUGAGUUACUGUUUAUCUUCCGUUUCCAUCAAAGAUCUUCGCUUAAGACGGGUCUUCUCUCCCUCUUCCACUGAUGGGGUGAUUCCUAAUUGUUUGGAUGAUACUGAGAAUCUAAGAAAGAGUGAGGUUGCUGGGAAUUGUUUGGUUGGAAAUGGGGGUUUUAAGAAGUUGGAUAUGUUGAAUGAGGAUUUUGUGCAGUCAACUCCACCCGAUGCUGAGAUCUUUGGAACCAAACAAGUGGUUGAAAGAAAUGGAACUGACUUUCCAGAUCAGUUCUUAGAGAAAAAGCCGAAUGAAAAGUUUCAGAAACAUGAUGCAUGCACGGAAAAAGGCUUUCAUGAGGAGAGAAACGGCUUGAAUUAUUCAAUCAAAUCAGUUCUUAAACCAUGUUCUCGUGUGAAGCUUUUCAAAACGCCAGGCUCAUUCAGCUACAGAAGAUUGCUUCCUUAUUUGAUGGAUAUCAAAAAUGAUUAUUCUCGUUCCCCAGUAAUGGGUCAUUAUCAAAAAACUGAGAAGGGUUUGGAAGAGAAGGAAUUGUUGGCUUCAAUUGGACAAGAAACAUUGGCAGAUAAAUCUAUGAAAACCGGCUGCAAACUGGAGGGCCAUAACAGUGAUUCUGGUAAGGAUUUGAACAUGGUAUCAUUUGAGUCCCUCACCUCACAGGAGAAUGAGUCUUCCUCAACGCCACUUGUUAAUGGAGAAAUUCAGAAACUUGAGCUGCAAGUUUCUUGUGAAGACCCGAACUUGAAUUGCUUGAAACAUUAUUCAUCGUCAACUAUAGAGGAUUCUCAUUUCAACAAGGAAAAUUUAGCUGCUGUGGUUUCUAGUGAAAAAAUGUUGACAGAUGACAGUGAGGUUGUAAAAACUAAUGUUCAAUCUCCUUGCAAUGCUAAUCUAAAAGUUUUGGAUCAGACUUUGUCUACGAUUAGCAAUAAGCGUGAAUGUUGUAAUUAUGAUGAAGUUCCACUAAAUUCUAAUGAUGACACAAAGCAGUCUGAGAUUCAAGGGAUGCCAAAAGCCAUCAUUUGUCAUUCUUUUGAAGUUCAGCAACUGAAUUCUGUGGGUCCUACUUUGUCUAAAAUGGGAGGAAACAGAAAUUGCAGCUUACAGCAGGGAGUUGACAAUGAUGGUGAAGUCGUGGAACAAGUUCAAGACUUGAAUGGAGAACAUAUGUCAAUGACACCACCAGAUUCUGAUAUGUUUUCUAAAUCUGAUACUGAUGAUAGCAGAGGCAAUAAAGUGGACUAUGUUUCACAAGGCAUAGAUCACAUUAUUCAAAAGUCAACAGAUGAAACCUUUUGCAGAAACAAUGGUCAAGGUAGUGAUAAAAGCCUAGACUCAAGUCCUAAGAACAAGCUGGUUCCAAACCCACGCUUGCAUCUGAAGUUAUCCAAAAUUCCUGGCUCAUUCAGCUAUAGAAGAUUACUUCCGUUUUUGAUAGACAUAACAAAUGAUUACUCCUGUGCUUCUGGAUAUGACCAGUCACCGAAAGUUGAGAAUAGUUCCAAAGAACAGCUGCUUUCACCGUGCUUUAAUUCUGGUAAAGACACAUGCAUGGAAACUUUCAAUGGCAAAAGUUGUCCUGUAGAGCAUUAUACUGGUGAUGGUGUUAUGCUGCCUGUGGCUGCAGCAACUGCUAUAAGAUGUUCAUCCAACCAUAAGCUGACACGAUCUCCUUCAAAACAAGUAGCUGAUUUCCCAACGGUAAUGGAUUCACAACAGGAACAGGGAUCACUUGUUAAACAUGCUGCAUUGGAUACAAAUCAGAAGUUAGAAACUAGCCCCGAAGAUGUUGUUGAGCCACCAGCCAAGUCGUCCAGCUCUCUCACCGAUACUGUAUUAUUGCCGAGUGAAGGUGCUAAAUCGGUGCCGUAUCAGUUACCUCUUGAAACGGAAGAGGACUGCAUAAAGUCUAUUGUGAAAUGCGCAAAAUUUGAAAAGCAAAUUAAAGCUGAUGGUUUUGUUGAAGCCUCUAUUCCUCCAGGAAUUCCUGCUGCCGGUCUCAAAAAGGGAAUCCUUAAAAGAAAUCCACGUGGAUGCAGAGGUAUUUGUGCUUGUCUGAACUGUUCAUCUUUUCGGCUUCAUGCAGAGAGGUCAUUUGAAUUCUCAAGAAAUCAGAUGCAAGAUGCUGAAGAAGUGGCUUUAGAUUUGAUUAAAGAGCUAUCGUACCUACGGACAAUGUUGGAAAAAUCUUUUGGUGAUAAAGAUCAGACUAGUAUUUUCAUCAAUCAGGUUAAAGAAGCAUGCAACAAAGCCUAUGAAGCUGAGGAACUAGCCAAAAUCCGUCUCAGCGAACUGAACUAUGAUCUAAAUAUUCACUGCAGAAUCCCAGUAAGUAUAGUUUGCACUUAGGACUCCAUACAAGAGCAUCUCUGAACCAUAUGUUAAACUCCCUCCUUCUCCCAUUCCCCCAAGAUUCCCUCAUGCCAAAUUGCUAUUGAUUCUCAAUUAUACCUAAAUCAUUUUAACUCAUGCUUGUCCCACAAUCUUACCUCAUCUUGUUCAUGUAGUGUGGGCAGCGACCAACUGUGAGAUUUGCCGAUCAUGUUGAAGAACAAGUCAUUCCAAUAGCCGACUCAUCAAACAAAUAGUUUCAAAGAGGAAAAUACCGCAAUGCGAGCUGCCUGCUGUUCUUUCUUUAUGAUUGUUGCUGUAGUUUUCUUUGAAGACAUCCACUUCCAUACCAUAUAGUUGCUGGUAUCAAUACUGGAAUCGUUGUCCACGUUAUAGAAAGUCAAGCGUCCUAUUUGAAUAAGAUUGAAAAAUCAGGCCAAGAAAAAUUGAUUCAAUUUCUGGAUCUUGAGAAAUGUAUCUUUUAGGAAAAACUUCUGCAUUCUUAAGUAUCAUUUGUAAGGAUUUGCCUUUGUUGUUUUUAAAGCUUGUAUAAUUAUGUAAAACUCCAUGUUAGCUAGAGAAUG